Malurus melanocephalus (red-backed fairy wren) is the source of this 7296-nucleotide messenger RNA. Its product is annotated as complement C4-like. Lineage: Eukaryota; Metazoa; Chordata; Aves; Passeriformes; Maluridae. The record is from RefSeq and is a predicted model, not a curated record. The transcript is spliced from 41 exons. Gene Ontology annotation, cellular component: extracellular region. Gene Ontology annotation, molecular function: protein binding; endopeptidase inhibitor activity. Gene Ontology annotation, biological process: complement activation. Bases 73 to 5124 code for a protein of 1683 amino acids.
UUCCUUCAGCCAGCACUGGAUUGAUGGUGGCUCUUGGGUGUUUCUGUUUUGCAGAUGUUGUAGAGUUUUCCAAUGGAAAGGCUGGUAUUGCUGUUGAGCUUUUGUUUGCUGCUGUCCAAUACACAACAAGCACCAUCAUUCCUUAUUACUGCCCCAAAUGUGGUGCAUUUGGGCACACAUGAGACAAURACAGUCCAAGUCCACGGGGCACAGAGCCCUGUGCAAGUCACUGCAUACUUCAAAGAUGAGACAAGAAACCAGCUCCUAUCAGAGAGGAUCUUCUUUAACCUUAACCAAAAUAAUGGCUACCAAGAGAUGAAAAAAAUAAUGGUCGAGCCAGGGUCUCUGCAACAGAACCUGUUCAAGAAGGACAAUCUGCCGUAUGUUCUGCUGGUCACUGAGAGCAAGGAACUUCAGAUGACAGUCAAGAGCACCCGCAUCCUCCUGUCCUCCAAGAAAGGCUACAUCUUUAUUCAGACAGAUAAGCCCAUAUACACACCAAGUUCCCAAGUAAAAUACAGGAUCUUCAUUCUGGACAAUGCWAUGAGGCCAACGGAUGACACGGUUACAGUUGCUGUGCUUAAUUCCAAAGGAAUGGUGGUUAAAAAGUCAGACCGGAAAAUAAACACAGUGUUUGGUGAACACUUUGACAUACCUGACAUUGCUGAGCCUGGAACUUGGAAAAUCAAAGCCUGGUUUCAUCAACAUGAAAUGUCUAAUGUUUCCACUGAAUUUGAAGUUAAAAGAUACGAGCUUCCAAGUUUUGAAGUCAAACUCAUCCCACUUCAUCCCUACUACCACAUCUGGAAUGAAACCUUUGUGUUUGAUAUCGAGGCGAAACACUCUUAUGGGAAAGAGAUUCAAGGUGCCGCAUAUGUGCGAUUUGGCAUAAUUGAUGAAAAUGAGAGCAAAAUAUUUAUUCCAGGCCUGGAGCAACAGCUAUCAAUCCAAAAUGGAAGAGGAAGAGUUUCUUUAAGUACAACACUUUUGGAAGAGAAAUUGAGAAAGAAUAUUUCCAGUCUAGAAGGGUUUCAUUUGUAUGUUGCUGUUACCACUGUAGAAACAGCAAGUGGUGAGAUGAGGGAAGAGGAACUCAGCAGUGUGAAGUUUGUGAGAUCUCCUUAUGCUGUUGAUCUGUCUAACACCAAAAAGUAUUUUGUGCCUGGAGCCCCCUUCUCUGUCAAGGCAUCUGCCACGUGGGUUGAUGGCACUCCUGCUGCCUUCCUGUUUGUCUCUGCCACUGUUACCUUGCCUGGAAAACCCCCAAUGAGGAAGACUGCCUUCUGUGACACAGAGGGCCUGGUCUCAAUCACAUUUGAUAUCCCCAGAGAUGCUCAAGUGCUUGAAAUAAAGGUAAAGGCUGAAGAGGGCAAAGAAAAGUUAGAAUCACCUGAAGCCAGUAUCAGAGCUGAAAGAUACCAGUCUGCUUCCCCAAACUACCUCAGCAUCAGCAUCCCACACACCAUYGUGGCACCUGGAGACACCUUACCCAUCACCUUGAAUGACAUUCAUCAGUCUGGCCAUGGAAACUUUGGCUAUUUCUAUUACAUGGUUGUGGCAAAGGGACAAGCUGAGCUUUUGGGAAGGGUCCCAUCCUCAAACAAAGUAAUAAACCUAAAAAUCACCGAGAAGAUGAUGCCUGCCUUUCGCUUUAUAGCCUACUACUUCAUUGGAAAUGAGGGCCGCCAAGAGAUCGUCGCCGAUUCCGUGUGGGUGGAUGUCAGGGAUGUCUGYGAAGGAAAGAUUAAAGUGGAAACWGACCAAGAGAUUUAUGAACCAACAGACCACAUCAAUUUACAGAUUGAAAUGGACCAUGCGGGAAAAGUUGCCUUAGCUGUGGUUGAUAAAGCAGUUUUUAUUCUGAAUAAGAAAAAUAAGCUUACAGCCAAAAAAGUAUUUAAUGCCAUGAAUUCAUAUGAYCUUGGAUGUUCUGCGGGUGGUGGUGCAAACAGCAUUCAAGUUUUUACUGAUGUUGGUCUGGCUUUCAUAUCAGACACAAUUCAAUCCAGCAUUCGGGAAGGAUAUAAAUGCCUUCAGRGUACCAGAAGGCAGAAGAGGUCUUUGAAUUUUCAGAAAAAAAUGGCAGGAAUUGCCAGCAGAUACCAAAGCACUGAUCUUCAGAAAUGCUGCCAGGAUGGAAUGAAAUUAAAUCCCAUGAGGUUUUCUUGUGCGAAGAGGCUGGCAAAAGUGUCUGGCUCCCGCGAAUGCAGGAGGGCAUUCCAGGACUGUUGUGAGAAAGCCGCAGCCCUCAGGAAGCAGGCGAAGCAGAGCAACAGAGUGGGCUUGGCACGACAAUACAGUGAACAUGAAGAAUUGUUUGAUGAAACCUCUAUCAGCUURCGCAGUUAUUUUCCUGAGAGCUGGUGGUGGAGUUUUGAAGAAGUGGGAAGCCCUGGAAAGCACAGUGUAAAAAACUUUGCUCCUGACUCUAUCACCACCUGGGAAGUUCAGGCAAUAAGUAUAUCUCCUGAAAAAGGGUUCUGUGUAGCUGACCCUUACACCUUUGCAGUUUUCAAAGAUUUUUUUGUGUCCCUGAGAUUACCGUACUCAGUCAGACGACAUGAGCAACUGGAAAUAAAAGCAGUGAUUUACAACUACCUGCCUGACGAUCUCCAGGUGACAGUGAAGAUGGAUGCAGUGAAGGGGCUGUGCACCGCAGAGAMCACGGAGAGGGCUGUGCAGCUCUCACUGCUGGCCAAGGGCAACUCCGCAACACCUGCCUUCUUCUCCGUCGUCCCUCUGACUGUGGGAGAAAUUCCAAUCACCAUUACUGCUUUCAACCAGGAUUCUGGGCACAGUGAUAGCAUUAGGAAGAAUCUCAAAGUUGUGGCUGAAGGUGUUUUACAGAAAGAAGAAGAGGUCAUUUGUAUYAACAGUGGCUUAAAGUCCCUUACUGUGGACCUGAACAGACCAUCUAACAUGGUACCAGAUUCUGAUAGCCACGUGUUAGUCAGCCUGAAAGGGAAUGUUAUGGACGAGUCUGUUGAAAAUUGCCUGAGUCUCAGCGGAGUUGAGAAGCUGAUUCAGGUGCCCACAGGCUGUGCAGAGCAAACGAUGGUGAAAAUGGCCCCUGCAGUCUACGCCAUCGAGUACCUGGAUGCCAGCGAGCAGUGGGYCAACUUCAACCCCGAACGGAAGCAGGAAGCCAUCAGUAUGAUUGAGAAAGGUUAUACUAGACUGCUUGAGUUUCAGAAGGASGAUGGCUCCUAUGGAGCAUUUAAAACAACCCCCAGCAGUGUAUGGUUAACUGCAUUCAUUGUUAAAGUACUCACAAGGAGCAGAGAAUACUUCAGCAUCCAAGACAGUCACAUAAGCAGCUCGAUUUCCUACUUGGUUAAUCAACAGCAGSAAGAUGGCUCAUUCCAUGACCACCACCCCGUAAUGGACAGGUCCAUGCAGGGUGGCAUUAAGUCAGCAGAAGAGGAUUUGGCUAUGACAGCAUUUGUUACCAUAGCACUGCAACAGACCCUACAUGUGUACCCAUCACCUGCCGUGGCACGAGUGAUUACAGGAGCAGUGGCUUACAUGAAGAAUCAAUUUUCAAGAAAUUCUGACUGCUAUUCUACAGUCAUCACUGCUUAUGCUCUGACACUCGUGCAGUCAGAUCAGAAAGAAGCCCAGUUUGUAAAAGACAAAUUGAGAGACUGUUCUUCUUUUGAUCAAGCAAAGCAGCAGCGCUACUGGGGAAAYGGCAACAACGCAGUGUCGGUGGAAACCACUGCCUAUGCCCUGCUUCACACUUUGCUCCUGGAAGACACGGAAUAUGCAAGGCCCAUUGUGACGUGGCUGACACAAAAGAGGAGCUACGGCGGAGGGUACUGCUCUACACAGGACACAGUGGUGGCCUUGGAAGCUCUGUCAGCAUAUAGCAUAGAGACACUGAACUCUGCUUCCAUGAACCUGACUGUCAAUCUGGGAACACCUGGAAGGCAAAAGUCCUACAGCAUUGUUCUGACCGACACCCAUGAAGAAUUUCAGAAGCAAYUAGAGUUUGAACUUGGGAGAAAACUUGAAGUAUCCGUACACGGCAAAGGAAAUGGGACAAUGAAUAUAUUAAAAAUGUACUGGUCACCUGAGCUGAAGAACAACACCUGYAAUGAUUUGGUUUUGACAGUGGAAGUGGAAGGGAGACUUAAGUACUCYGAAGCUGAAUACUCUGGUGAAGAUGAUGAUUAUGAGGACUCAACUAGCACAGGAAACAGCAAGUUUGAGACACUGUCUCAAAUGGAUUGGUUUGAUAUCCGCAGCAGAAGAAAAAGGGAUGUGGCCACUCCCAGCAAAACUGAAUCCUUGCAAUACAAAGUCUGUGUCAGGUCCACAGGUUCCAAAGCACCAAAGAUGUCCCUGGUUGAUCUCACCCUGCUGAGUGGGUUGGAGCCUGACACAAAGGAACUCGAACAGCUGGUGAUGGCUUCAGACCAGUACAUUCAGCACUAUGAGUACAAGGAAGGGAGGGUUUUGCUCUACUUUGGUGAGCUCCCGAGUGGACCAGACCCAGAUUGUAUAUCAUUUGGGGCAAAGCAAAUCAAUCCCAUGGGCUUGGUUCAGCCAGCAAAUGCCAUCCUUUAUGAUUUUUACAACCCUGAAAGGAAGUGCAGUGUGUUCUACAGCGCUCCCAAGCACAGUGCCAUGCUGUCAAAGCUCUGCCACAUAUCACUUAUUUUCUUCCCUCCAGGUCCCUGCCCAAGACAAAAAUCGACUUUCAGYAAAGCCUUAACACCAACCACACGCACUAGUUUUGUCUGCUACCAGCCUACUGCAGAUUAUGUGUAUGCAGUGGAGAUCCUCAACAGCACAAAGAAGAAUGUUUUUGAUUACUAUGAGGCCAAAAUCAACAAAAUCCUUAAAGCAACUGCUGAUGAAAGCAUCCAAGUGGGCGAGCGCCGACAGUUCCUGACACGCUCCAUGUGCAAGUUAAACAUUGUCCCUGGCAAAGGCUACCUCCUCAUGGGGAGAGAUGGGGAAACAGUUGACUGCAACAACAAGAUGCAAUACUUACUCGAUGCACAAGCCUGGGUGGAGAAAAUUCCGGAGGCCAGUGAGUGCCGCAGCACCCUGCGCCGGCAGAGCUGUGCCCACCUGCAGGACUUUCUGAGCAUGUCUGACAGCCUGUGCCACGUCUGAACCAUGGCUCUGACCCCAUCUCUCUCUGGGACUGCAGCUUGCCUUCUGGUGGAAUUCUUCCUGCAAAGCCUGAGCUUCCAAGUGGCACCUGAAACUUUGCAGUGCUGCUCGCAUUGCUGUUUGGCUGACUGGAGUAUCCCUUCAUGGGUGGGUGCGUGGGUAAUACAACAAAAAAAGCAAYUACUCCCUGGUUAUUGUGUUUGUUGUGCCUGACACUGGGGCAGAGAGAACAGGAAUUYCUGUCUCCUCAAUCCAUUAUACAACAGUGCUACUACCCUGUAGAGUGUCAAUAGGAAAACAUAUUGUGCAUGCAGAUCUGAUUAAUCCCUGCACACCUGGACAAGAAAAAACUGUUUUAAAAUAAGGCCAAGACAUUUUCAURGGUCAAAAAGAAAACUGGGCAUUCAUGGGCUUACCUGUGUUACACUGUUGCUGAAAGAGAAGAGAUGCCAGCAYUCAUGCUUCAACACAUCACCUAGUUUCUGGUUAUAAUUGUGGGUCCCGCUGACCCCACAGCUGGAUUCCAUACACUUCUGAAGCUGGAACUGGAAGUGCUGCACUGGGUAUGUCCUGUGCUUGACCUGGGAGAUGUGCACAGGCUUCUCAGGUUGAUAGCUCACAGAGGGCACAAGAAAAUUUUUAGCUGCACUCUUUAGCCACGUGYCUUUCAAGUUUUUCUCUUUUUUAGAGUUUAACUCAAAACUGCUCUAUUCUUAGAAUAACAAAAAGUCCAUAGAAAAUGUUUUGAUUACAUUGAUAAGCAGAUGACUUUCCAUGGCAAGUUUUGCUGCUSUAGUUUGCCAGCAAUGUGCCAUUUGGCAGUCACGUCUGAAGCAGGGAAGAGCUGAACAUGUCACCAUCCUCUGAUGCUCACACCACUCUUAAUGGUAGUAGCUACCUGGGCACAAGCAUUUGCCACCUGGACUCCAGUGCUACACUGCACUGAAAAUAAGAAGGGCCUCUUUCAGUUAUAUGUUAAUUACUAGGUCCAUGCUGCAGUGGUUAAUUUGGAGGCAAAUGACCCUGCUGAUAGGAGGAGCAGCAGUGAUGCUCAUGUGGACAAGACAUUACACUGCAGCAGCACCUACCAGAACAGCUCCAUCAUGAGAAAUUUCAGGUUCACAGUCACUGCUGUGUGCCUCCACUGUGAACAGGCCAGCUAGUUUUGCAGGCUGAAAACUCAAAUUUAGUAUCAGCUGAACUUGGAUAUCAACAACAUCUUCCCCUGUUCCAUCUUCAGCUGCCAAGCAUUGCAUGGAUGGAAGGUAGGGAAGGCAUAUUUUAGGAAAACCUGCAUCACUGCUUCAUGACAUAUGCAAAGGAAGAUAAGAAAUCUGCUAAGGUGAAAGACAGACAAAUUAACAGAGGACCUCAAGGUUUGCCCUGGCUUUCACAUUUAAGAAAUGUGACUGUAAUGCCUGAUCAUACAUCCUCUUUAUUUUAUUACAGAGCUUAUAUAAAUGUCAGUGAUAUGGCAAAAAGAUACAGCUAAGGUCAGUAAAGCAAGUACUAAUUUCUAUUAAUAUAAGAUAAAGAAUAGGCUGUUCCACUGACAUACCAAUUAUCCAGUAAUUCUGCCAAUAUUUAUGAAAUAAUACCUCUAAGGUUAAGAGCCAAAUCCUUCCUUUCCACUUCACAGGGCUUAAGUACCAAUGUCURACCCUUCUGCUGUGUGGAGUACAUCAACAGCUCAGAGGCUCCUGCRUAGCAGACAAAUCACCAAAUAAUUUCAACACUCAAGACUCUGUAAAGUGUGGUGAAAGCAUCAUUAAAGUUUUAUAAUAGGUCUAACAUACAUUUUAYGUAUUUUCUUCCAUUUUACUCGGAGAUGAGUUCCACUAAGCCAGAACUGCUUAGUGUCUUAACUUAGCAAAUGCAGUCUCAGGGUGGGGGGAAUACCUGGGAACAAAUUCCUAAACUCAGCACAUUGAUACUCAACUAGUUGAGGAGAGUUAGAGGUCAAGAUAUCACCCCUCACCACUAGGAACAAAAAGCAUGCAUCUAAACUUGACAAAGUAACAUCCAAUACUUCUCCAUGAGAACUGUCUUACACAUCCUGAUGCCAGCUAAUAAUGAAGGCUCCAAUUAGAAAAGGGGGACAUGAAAUUGUGCCUUCUAGUGAACGGARCCCCUAGCUCCCCAAAACCACCACAUACCUGCUCUGAUUACCCC